AUGCUCUUCGCCGCGUUCAGGCUCCUGCUCGCCGUCUUCGCCGUCCUCCACGCCCCGAGCCCCGUCGCCGCCUCUGCCCUCACCACCUCCAUCUCCCCCAACGAGCGCCUCUGCUUCUACGCCGACGUAGACAAGGCCGGCGAGAAGAUCGGUUUCUACUUUGCCGUACAGGCAGGCGGUUCCUUCGACAUCGACUUUGAUGUCAAGGACCCCAACGAGGUCGUCAUCCUCGACGCCACUCGCGAGCGGCAGGGCGACUACGUUCUCACCGCCAACACCGUCGGCGAGUAUGCCUUCUGCUUCGAGAACGACAUGUCCACCCUCACAGACAAGCUCAUCGACUUUGAUAUCAUGGUCGAGAGCGAGCCCCGUCGUGAACCGCCCGCAAAACCCGGCCAGAUAUCGGAACACACCAGCGCGCUCGAGGAGAGCAUAUUCCGCCUCAACGGCAUGCUCAUGAGCGUGAAGCGCUCCCAGAAAUACUUCCACACGCGCGAAAACAGAGGUUUUGACAUCGUGAGAUCCACACAGAAUCGAUUAUUCUGGUACGCCGUAUUUGAAUGCCUCGGCAUCAUUGGCAUAGCAGUAGUGCAAGUCUAUGUUCUCCAGACGUUCUUCACAAAAACGGGCCGCAAGUACAAAGUAUGA
This is a messenger RNA of Sparassis crispa, 648 nucleotides long. RefSeq lists its product as uncharacterized. The record is from RefSeq and is a predicted model, not a curated record. Lineage: Eukaryota; Fungi; Basidiomycota; Agaricomycetes; Polyporales; Sparassidaceae. Gene Ontology annotation, cellular component: endoplasmic reticulum-Golgi intermediate compartment; Golgi apparatus; COPII-coated ER to Golgi transport vesicle. Gene Ontology annotation, biological process: intracellular protein transport; endoplasmic reticulum to Golgi vesicle-mediated transport; protein retention in ER lumen. The transcript is spliced from 5 exons. Bases 1 to 648 code for a protein of 215 amino acids.